GCAGCCUGGUUUAGGUUAAUAAUCGAUGCUUGUAAUUAAUGGGAGGGGCGGGGCGGGUUAUUGGAGGUGUCGUGUGGUCGCCCCGUGUGUUUCUUUGGUGGCUUGUCAGAUCAGAUUUUUGAGUUAUUUUUUUUUUCUUUCUUGGAAGAGAGAUUUUACGGCCCCCUUCUGCGCUCCACGCUGUGGACCGGCUGGGGAGGGAGGCAGCGGUGACGACUGGCAGUGAGUGCGCACAGCAGAGAGAGAGCUAGACUGACUUUCAAGGGGCAGGCAGAGUCUGCAGGCAGGAAAUAGCCAUUCAACAGAGCAGGGAUCUAUCCAUACACGGCGAAUUAUAAAGUUGUAGUUAUCACAAAGCAGAGAGAGGGGGGGAGUGCCGUUGGAGGAGCCUGAAUCUCUGUUCCAGGGGCCGCUGGACCAGGUUUUAGCGCAUGUAGAGAGGAGGAGGGAGAAGGAGGAGGAGGAGGGAGGUGGAGGGGGCAGUGAGUGAGUACGUUUCACAGGAUCCAGGCCUAGUAGUAUUGCCGCUGGGACUCUCCUCAUCCGCUUUCAAAAAAUUGGAAAUUGGCACAUUUAAACGCCAAAAUGAGCGGGUUGAGGGUCACGUUAGUGGUGGCCGACACCGGAAUGGGAGGAACCAUGUCAGCAUGAGCGGGCCUUACCCAGGCCCUGGCAGAGAAACUCAUCAGUCCAGCUGCCCUUUGACCUCCAGCCGAGACCUCUCCGCCCACUCCUGCCCCUCCAGACACCAUGACCGCAGGGUCGGGCUAACCAUGUCUGCCGCCGCCUCCUCCCUCAAGCAUGCCUCCGUCUAUGGGUUUACACAAAGGGACCACUCCUCCUCCUCCUCUUCUUCUUCUUCCUCCUACAGUCCUCUCAGGAGGCUACAACAUCUCACCACCAUGGUGAGCCAGCCUGACAUGGUUCUGCCGGUGAGGGAGCCAGAGAGGAGCUGGGAGUGGGGGGUGAAUAAAAAGGAGAGGGGGAAGGAGAGGGAGAGGGACUCCUGGGCUGAUUGCAAUAGCAGUGAUUAUUCUGGCACCGGGAACACAAGCAGGGAGGAGAGCUUUGGUGGCUCUUCUGCUGGACAGAAACAACCUGUGGUCCAAACUAGAAGUCGAGACGUGCCAGCAGCCAAUCGCAGCGAUCCUAUGGUCUCCGAGAAAAAGACAGAAGGUUGUUUCUCAGGCCCGCCCAGCCCGGCCUUCUCUCUCGAUAGCAACAGCCCCUUCGCUAACGGCUUCCUCCACUUUGAAUCCUCUUUGUUUGAGGAUGACGACAACGAUGCAGAGCGCGACACCGUGUCACCUCUGGGAGGAGGCUCGCAGGACAAACCGGAGAGGGCGGGGAAUGAUCGUCAGUCCACUCCUGGACACUUGAAUUCGGACUGCAAAGUUGCUACCCUGUCGUCCGCUAAGGUGGUCACCCGGUCCCAGUCUUCGGGUCAGCGCAGGAGAUACUGGGACGGCUCCGAUGACGAGUGGGAGAGCGACACCGAGCUGUUCCUGUUUGGAGAUAGUCCCUCAAGGCAUUCAAUGAGCAGCCUCAAGAAGAAGUCUGUGCCGCCUGUAAAGUUUUUAGAGGGUGAAGUUAUUUGGGCAAAGUUCAACCGAAGACCGUGGUGGCCCUGUGAGGUGACUGUUGACCCUGCACAGGGAAUCUAUCACAGAGUAAAAGAACCCAGUGACCGGCCCUGUCGGCUCUACCAUGUCAGGACCUUUGGGGAGCCUGUUGAGCUAACCUGGGUGGAGGAAAAAGCAACUCACAGUUUCCACGGAGGCUUUGAAUUUGAACAGCUCACCCUACUGCGCCGGAGGGGGAAGCAAAGGGAGCAGAACUACAAAUACACUAUUGCCAAGCGUUUUCAGGACUCUUGGAAAAUGAGUGUGGCGGAAGCUGAAUUUGUUCUCCAAGAGCGAUCCAAAAUGGCUUCCUCCAUUACUUCGUUGAUAGAUGAUGCCUUCCAUGACACUCCCACACCGGAACAAGAGAACAAGGCACGUCCCAUCUUUCCUCUCUCUACUUCACCCACCCUUCCUGAGACUUUGCACAUGACCAAUGGAUCCAUUUUAUCCCCAGUUACAACUCCAGCAAAGCCAAGCACUUUAAGGAAAUAUUCUGGCAAGAAGAAACCAAGUAAAUCAAAGGACAUAAGUACUAAGCACUCUAAAAAGACGUUGCGUAAUAGCCCUGACCAAUCAGAUAGAGACAAUGGAGAGUGCCCAUAUUCUGACCUUGACUCAAUCCCCAAGAUUUUGUGUCCUAAUGCACUUGAACGUCAGUCUAAGCUAGUUCCAACACAGCCAUCUGUUACAGUUGUCAAAGAGGUAAAGAAGCAGCCAGAGAUUCAGAGUGGUCUUUGGUUCAGUAAAUCAGGCAAAGACAGACGACCUAAAACAACUAGCCCAAUGCCAGACCGCACUCUCUUUAGUAAGGUCCCCUGUAAGAAAAAAAACUCAUCUGUUGUAAGUAAAAAGUCACUGGUUCCUAGUGCCUCCUCUUCCAGUGGUGCAUCCAGUGACCAGUCAGGAUUGUCAGAUAAGCAUAAGACUCUGGUACCUGCUGAAACAAAUAUUUCACCUGAACAGUCAGUACAUUUGAAGUGUAAAAACACUGCAGUUGCUAAUAGGCCUUUUGGUACAACUGGCAGUCCCUCUGAACAGUCAGGAUUGCCAGAUAAGCGUAAGACUCUGGUACCUGCUGAAACAAAUCUUCCACCUCAACAGUCAGGACAUUUAAAGUGUAAAAACACUGCGGUUGCUAAUCGGCCUUUUGGUACACCUGCCAGUCCCCCUGAGCAGUCAGAAUUGUCGGACAAGCAUAAGCCUCUGCUACCUGCUGAAACAAAUAUUCCACUUAACAAAUCAAGACAUUUGAAGCGUAAAAACCCCCCGGGUGCUAAAAGGCCUUUUGUUACAACUGGCAGUCCCACUGACCAGUCAGGAUUGUCAGAGAAGCAUAUGACUCUGGAACCUGCUGAAACAAAUCUUUCACCUGAACAUUCAGGACAUUUGAAGCAUAAAAACACCCCGGUUGCUAAUAGGCCUUUUGGUAUAACUGACAGUCGCACUGACCAGUCAGAAUUGUCGGAUAAGGAUAAGACUCUGGCACCUGCUGAAACAAAUAUUUCACCUGAACAAUCAAGAUAUUUUAAGCGUAAAAACACCCCGGUUGCUAAAAGACCUUUUGGUACAACUGGCAGUUGCACUGACCAGUCAGGGUUGCCAGAUAAGCAAAAGACUCUGGCACCUGCAGAAACAAAUAGUCCACCUGAACAGUCAGGACAUUUGAAGCAUAAAAACACCCCGGUUGCUAAUAGGCCUUUUGGUAAAACUGGCAGUGCCCCUGACCAGUCAGGAUUGUCGGACAAGGAUAAGACUCUGGUACCUGCUGAAACAAAUAUUCCACUUAAACAAUCGAGACAUUUGAAGCGUAAAUUAACCCCGGUUGCUAAAAGGCCUUUUGGUACAACUGACAGUCGCACUGACCAGUCAGGAUUACCAGAUAAGCAAAAGACUCUGGCACCUGCUGAAACAAAUAUUCCACCUGAACAGUCAGGACAUUUGAAGCAUAAAAACACCCCGGUUGCUAAAAGGCCUUUUGGUACAACUGACAGUCGCACUGACCAGUCAGGAUUACCAGAUAAGCAAAAGACUCUGGUACCUGCUGAAACAAAUAGUCCACCUGAACAGUCAGGACAUUUGAAGCAUAAAAACACCCCGGUUGCUAAAAGGCCUUUUGGUACAACUGACAGUCGCACUGACCAGUCAGGAUUGUCUGACAAGGAUAAGACUCUGGUACCUGCUGAAACAAAUAUUCCACUUAAACAAUCGAGACAUUUGAAGCGUAAAAACACCCCGGUUGCUAAAAGGCCUUUUGGUACAACUGACAGUCGCACUGACCAGUCAGGAUUACCACAUAAGCAAAAGACUUUGGCACCUGCUGAAACAAAUAUUUCACCUGAACAGUCAGGACAUUUGAAGCAUAAAAACACCCCGGUUGCUAAAAGGCCUUUUGGUACAACUGACAGUCGCACUGACCAGUCAGGAUUGCCAGACAAACGGCAGUCGCUUGUGUCUGUUGAGACUGGUUUGCUCUUUGACAAGUGUAAAUUUUCAAAGAGCAGAAAGACAUUCAGUAAUACAGUUGACACUGUGUCUGAAUCAUUGUCUGACCAAUUAAGUAGCUCAGAUGGUAAAAAGGCCUUGGAGCCCAGUCAAGUCAGUUUCAAUGACUUAUCCAGAUUGAGUGUAAAGAGAGUCAGUCAAACUCAACAUUCAGACACGAUGGAAAAUAAAAAAGUCCAUGUAAUUGACAGGAUUUCUGACCAAGCAGAAGAAAAAGAAAGCAUCAAGACUCCUGCGUCCACUUUGAAUGUUGACACUACUGACCCAUUAGCAAGGCUAGAAAAGCAAACAAUUAUUGUCUCUAAGUGUAGGGUGCCCUUUGUCAAAUUAAUACGCAAGGACAUCAAAGGUAAGAAGUUCCUAAAUUCCAGUGUAACCAUUUGUCCCAAUGAACAACCUAGAUGUACAAAGAAUGAAAAAACACCAGAUACUAAUGUGAGUAAAAAGUCCUCUAAACAAUCAGAUUGGGUAGGUGACAAGGCAAGUGUCUCCAUAGAUCAGGCAGUAAGUUCAGAAUCCAUAAAGGUCUCAGUUAAGAAGUUGAAAGCAAGUGGUGGGAGUGGUAUACUUCGUCUCUCGUCAGAAUCAUCACACGGUAAAACUAUCAUUGCCUCAGAUGUGGCAAGUGUGUCUGAUGAGUUAGGUAGCCCAGAAACGGAAAGGGUACCAGGUUUAAAUGUAAGCCCAAGUAAUGUGACUUACUCAUCCUCUAACCAAUCAGAACAGUCUAAAGUUAAGAAGCCCCCUGCAUCCAAUGUAACAAGCAUGUCAUCUGACCGGUUAGGCAGCUCAGAGAAAAAAAAAUCAUCUGCCACUAGUACAGCUUUUAAUACAACUCCUCUACCUUCUCACCGGCAUGGGGAUUUAGUAUGUAGGGAAGCUCAUGUGCCUGAAGGCCUGUCUUCUGCGAAAUCCAAGAAAGUUGUCCACAAAUCAAAGCAAGAACCAGAUGAAGUAAAAAAAGUCCAUGAACCACCUGUCCACCUCCCAGCCAGCAGUCGCCUGAUGACCAGAGCCCUGAAGGCCAUGCAGGAGGCGGAGCAGAAAAAGCGUGAAAAAGCCAGAAAGGAGUCUGAGCAGAAAGAACUCUUGAAUCCAUACAGAAAAGCUGAGGACCUUGUAUGCACCUCUGCACACAAGUCCAAACUGGACUUUUGCACUAAAAUAGAAUCUGUGAAAUCAUAUUAUAAUAACAAUGAUAAGUGUGAUCAGGACACUAUUUCUAGCUGUAGCAGCACCCCUUUGACGUUUACUGAUUUAGUUGACUUUGAAGUUGAUGUCAAGAGCGAAGAUGAAGACCUCUCAAUCUCCUCAACUCCACCAAUGGACUUCAUACCCCUUACUUCUAAGAUAAAGGCAAAGAAGGAAGAUCAUUCCUCUGACGUACACUCCUCGUCCUCACCUUCAUCACCAUUUUCUUUUAUGAAUGCCUUUAAAAACGUGGAUGAGGUAUCGUUCCAGUCCCUGACAAAUGAGGGAGAUGGUAAACCCAUCUCUUUCAAACCAGAUACAAACUACAAGUUCAGCACUUUUCUCAUGAUGCUGAAGGACUUGCAUGACACUAGAGAGCGAGAGGGGACCCCCUUAGAACUGGAAAUUGGGCCACCAAGUGCACAUGUUAAGGAGGAACCCUUGGUGAUGCCUGGGGAGGCUACACCUGCAGUCCAAGAUCCACAAAUUGAACAUGUAAAUUCAAAUUCCAUUCCAGACAAAACUGAAAUCAAACACAAUGAGGAGAGCACAAGUCAGACCUCCAAGAGGCUCUAUAACAGAAGGGGCAGCUCCACUGGGGUAAAAAAGAAAGCCAACCGCCAAGUGCCUUGUCGUCCUGCCAGGUCUGGACCUGGUAUUCCAGGACUGGAGUCCUUGCCAGCAAUGGACUUAACAUCAGGAGCGGAUUGCUCAUCAAGAGUCCAGUCCCUGUUAGGCAUACAGACCAGCAGCUGGAAGAGGCAGGCUGGAGGUGGUGAAGGAGUAGCUGGGGAGGAGAAACUGGGGGAAAGGUGGAGCAAAGUAAAUGAGAAUCUACAGAACAUGGUGCCUUUGGAGCAGAGGGGAUGCAACACUACGCUGUGUCUGGAACAGCCGAAUGGCCUUGUUGCAGACUGCACUGAGACUAACACAAGCUUGAUGCACAACGCUGGAGAAGGCGACAAAGCUCCAAAAGCACAAAAGCGAAUAAGAAAACCAAGCAAGAGGCUGAUUGAAUGGACUGAAGAGUAUGAUCAGAUUUUCUCCACCAGGAAGAAAAUCAAAAAGCCUCUCCAGUCGAUCGGAAAGGCCACUCAGCCCAUUUCGUCCAUGUCCGAACCCCCGGGAUCGGACAACAGCACACACAACCACCCAUCCUUGAGCUUGCUUCCUGAAAUACAGACGCCACCUCCUGAGGAAAUUGCUGCAACAACGCCCUCUGAACUGCAAAUUCCCAGCACUGAAAACACAACCCCCCAAGAUGCACCGGUGCUUUCCAUCGACACACUAACCCCUCCUCCUGAAGCUGACCCCUCGCCGUCAGAAGGCCUUGUCAAAGGCAACGGAAACGUUCCCAUGCUGGAGAAGAAGCGAAAGAGGAAACCCACUCAGAAGAUCCUGGAGUACUGUCUGGAGGCAGAGGCCUCAACAGGGCCCAAGAAGAAGGUCAAAACACUGAAGAACAAUCCAAAUCCUGCUCCUCAAUCAGAUUCUGGACCGUCAUCUUUAAAGUCAAAGAGUAAGCAGCUCACAGCUUUCAGCUCCACGCCGACACCCACAGAUGCUUCCACGGGUACCUCCACAGAUCCGCCUCCCAGCUCUCCUGCACCCUCCACUCAGGCACCAGUACCAGCACCGGUACCAGUACCGGCACCGGUACCGGCACCGGCACCAGCCCCGCCCAAACCCGCCCAGGUGGAGACGGCGUCAGCAGCCGUUGAUGCUCCUCAAAUGGAAGACAAAAAGGACACCGCAGAGUCAGAGGGUGAACCAUCCAGCUUGGAUCACAGCUUCUCCUCCAUGAAGGACGACUUAUCACUGUGUGACGAUCCUGUUUUACCUUCGAGGAAGAUCAUAGGGGACCGAGGAGGUCCUGCCUCCAUGAAGGAGAACAUAUGUCAGGUGUGUGAAAAGACGGGGGAGCUGCUGCUCUGUGAGGGUCAGUGCUGUGGAGCCUUCCACCUGCCCUGCAUCUCUCUGGCCGAGGCCCCUAAAGGGAAGUUUGUCUGUCCGGAGUGCAAAUCAGGCAUCCACACCUGCUUUGUAUGUAAAAAGCGCAGCGAGGACGUGCGGCGCUGUAUGAUUCCUGUGUGUGGGAAGUUUUAUCACGGCGAGUGUAUCGCCAACUUCGCCCCGACCGCGCCUGUGAACCGAGGUUUCCGCUGCUCCAUCCACGUCUGUCUCACCUGCUUCAUCGCCAACCCCAACAGCUCGUCCAUCUCCAAAGGUCGUCUGGUUCGGUGUGUGCGCUGCCCGGUAGCCUAUCACGCUACGGACCUCUGCAUGGCAGCGGGCAGCGUCGUCCUCUCCAACAACAGCAUCGUCUGUCCUAACCACUUCACCCCCCGCCGCGGCGUCAAGAACCACGAGCACGUCAACGUCAGCUGGUGCUUCGUCUGCACCGAAGGAGGCAGUCUGCUGUGCUGCGAGUCCUGUCCUGCUGCGUUCCACCGGGAGUGUCUGAACAUGGAAAUGCCUAAAGGCAGCUGGUACUGCAACGACUGCAAGGCUGGGAAGAAACCUCACUACAAGGACAUCCUCUGGGUGAAGGUUGGGCGGUAUAGGUGGUGGCCAGCGGAGGUCAGCCAUCCCAAAACGAUCCCCGAGAACAUCCAGCGGAUGAGGCACGACGUCGGGGAGUUUCCUGUUCACUUCUUCGGCUCCAACGACUACCUGUGGACCUACCAGGCCAGGGUCUUCCCUUAUAUGGACGUGGACGCCAACAGCAAGGAGAAGAUGGGGAAAGGUGUUGACGCCACCUACAAGAAAGCUUUGGAGGAGGCGGCUGUUCGAUUUCGUGAGCUGCAGGCGGAGAAGGAGCUUCGGCAGCUUCAGGAGGACAGGAAGAACGACAGGAAACCUCCUCCGUACAAACAUAUAAAGGUGAAUCGACCAAUAGGAAAGGUUCAGAUCUUCACGGCCGACCUAUCGGAGAUCCCGCGCUGUAACUGUAAGGAGACCGAUGAGAGCCCGUGUGGGAUGGACUCGGAGUGCAUCAACCGCAUGCUGCUGUAUGAGUGUCACCCGCAGGUUUGCCCGGCGGGAGAGCGCUGCCUCAACCAGGCGUUCACCAAGCGUCAGUACAGCCAGGUGGAGAUCUUCAGGACACUGUCCCGAGGCUGGGGGCUCCGCUGUGUCCACGACAUCAAGAAGGGUCAGUUUGUGAGCGAGUACGUCGGGGAGGUGAUUGACGAGGAGGAGUGCAGGUCUAGGAUCAGACACGCCCAGGAGAACGACAUCUGCAACUUCUACAUGCUCACUCUGGACAAGGAUCGAAUCAUCGAUGCCGGGCCGAAAGGGAACGAGGCUCGCUUCAUGAACCACUGCUGUCAGCCCAACUGUGAGACGCAGAAGUGGACGGUGAGCGGAGACACCCACGUGGGACUGUUUGCUCUCGUUGACGUUGCUGCAGGCACAGAGCUCACCUUCAACUACAACCUGGAGUGUUUGGGGAACGGGAAGACGGUCUGUAAAUGUGGAGCACCAAACUGCAGCGGCUUCCUGGGCGUCAGGCCAAAGAACAACCCUCCGUCUGAAGACAAAGGCCGUAAGAUGAAGAGGAGGGGCCACGGCAGGAGGAAGAAGAAGGUGGUGGUGACCAAAGAACGAGAGGACGAGUGUUUCAGCUGCGGAGACGGAGGACAAAUGGUUUCCUGUAAGAGACCCGGCUGUCCCAAAGUUUACCACGCCGACUGCCUCAACCUCACCAGGAGGCCUGCCGGUCGUUGGGAGUGUCCGUGGCACCAGUGCGACAUCUGUAAUAAGGAGGCGGCUUCAUUCUGCGAGAUGUGCCCCAGCUCCUUCUGCAACCAGCACCGCGACGGCCUGCUCUUCAUCUCCAAGCUGGACGGCAAGCUGUGCUGCAGCGAACACGACCCCUGCGGGCCCGACCCGCUGGAGCCGGGGGAGAUCCGCGAGUACACGGCCGAGCCCGGAGCCCUGACCUCGGGGCUGGGCAUGGCCGUCAUCCCCCCCGUUACCGCUGCGUCUGCUGCUAACGGCACCGCUGCCGGUCCAAACCCGAGCAGGAAGCUCCCGGAGGUCAGCGCCGGCGCCGGGGCGGCUGCCACCGAGCCGCUUCCUGCUUUUUCCCUCCCGGUAGCCAUCACGAUUCCCGUGGCAGCGCCCGCCUCCUCGCCUCCGCCCGGCAGCUAUGACGCUCCCAGCAGCCCGCUGGCGUACGACCUCCCGCACUACUCGCCCAUCUCCUCGUAUGAGGAGGAGAGGGAUGUCGAAGAGGAGGAGCUGGAGGAAGUGGAGGAAGAGUCAGAGGAAGAUGGUGAGGUGGGGAGGCAGAAAUCAGGUGCUCACGAAGAGGAUGGAGAGACGGUGAUGGAAUACCUGGAAGAGGACGAGGAGGAAGAGGACGAAGAAGAGGAGUGACGCACAGUGGAUUAUUAUUACAACUAAAAGCAACGAGGCCUCACACUCACUACAGCGGUAAUCUACUGUAUGUCCACGAUGUUCCACUUUUGGGAUUGCUCCGGUGCUGCCGGAAAUUCUGCCGGAUGUCCCUCUUUUCAGAUAUCCAUUACCCUCCUCUUCCUCUGUGUUGGCGCUCUAACCUCCGGUAGAUUUGUGAGGACUAUGGUUAACUGCUCCUCAGAUCUCUGCAGGGUAAAUCCAGACAGCUAGCUAGGCUAUCUGU
This is a messenger RNA of Perca flavescens (yellow perch), 9966 nucleotides long. RefSeq names its product nuclear receptor binding SET domain protein 1b (gene nsd1b). The coding region runs from base 648 to 9701 and encodes 3017 amino acids. The record is from RefSeq and is a predicted model, not a curated record. The transcript is spliced from 24 exons. Lineage: Eukaryota; Metazoa; Chordata; Actinopteri; Perciformes; Percidae. Gene Ontology annotation, cellular component: nucleus. Gene Ontology annotation, molecular function: protein binding; histone methyltransferase activity.